CGAGUUUCAGGGCGAGCGGAAUAAACGAACUUGAUAUCUCUAGAAUUCAAUACCGCCAUGAAAAGAGAUAUUUAGAUUGAUAGGAAGGACAACAAAGGGAUAAGAUUACUGCUAAAAUUUAAUGACGAUCUAAAAGGCAAUUUGAUCUGGCCAAGUUGGGACAGUCACAUUAAAAGGUCUUUUUUUUUCCAUUUGAUCUUCUUUCAUAAAAUACAAAAUGCCACGUAUUAAUAGCGACAUUGACCCUUCACAUAUUAUCAAAAGGAGGAAAAGAACAAGAACUGUAACCGACUAUAACGAAACAACCACUUCCAAUAGACCAACCACGCGUCAAACUAAACCCUCUGUACGCCAAACUAAAACUCGUACACGACAAGCUAAAGCACCUGCUCCUGCACCUGAAACUAAACCACUUCCACGACAAAGCAAACCACUUCCACGACAAGCUAAACCACUUCCACGACAAGCUAAACCACUUCCACGUCAAGCUAAACCACUUCCAAGUCAAGCUAAACCAUCCACACAACAAACAAAACCACCCUCUUCUAAAGUUCGAAGUAAAUCGCCUGCACGUCAAGUCGAUCCUAAUUCUUCGGAAGUCGAUGAACCAGAAACUGAAUCCGAUGAAGAAUCUGAAGCAGAAGUAAAAUCUGAAGAAGAUUCGGAAUCAGAGUCAGAAGAAGAGUCAGAGUCAGAGCCCGAGUCUGAAGUUGAAGAAACAAAAAAAUCACGUAGACCUACAACGCUGAAAAAACGAAAGGUCGCUGUGCCUAGUCGGCAUGUAGCUAAAAAUAAACCUACACUGUCUGCCAAUCGAACCAUUCACAGAAUCAAUCAAGUAGCUCCAGUUGUACCCUUACGAAAAGUUCACGAAAAGAGUGAUAUCAGCUCAAUGACACCAUAUGCUUUAGCUAGAGAAAGACUUCACGUAUCUGCAGUACCAGAUUCGUUACCUUGCCGUGAAGAUGAAUUUAUGAAUAUUUUAGGAUAUAUUGAAAGUGCGAUUCACGAGGCAACGGGUACCUGCGUAUAUAUAUCAGGCGUACCAGGCACUGGAAAAACAGCAACUGUAUUGGAAGUCAUUCGACAUUUACAACAUCAAGCGGAAGAAAAGACUAUACCUCAGUUUGAUUUUGUUGAGAUUAAUGGAAUGAAACUGACGGAUCCUAACCAAGCUUACAGUAUUUUGUGGGAGUGUAUGGAUAGAAAUGAAGGGAAACAGAAGAGAUAUACUGCCUCGCAUGCAUUACAGAUGUUGGAAGCAAAGUUUUCAAAGCAAAGUAAUGAUCAAAGAACAACAGUUGUAUUGAUGGACGAACUUGAUCUUUUAGUGACAAAAAAGCAAACAGUGAUGUAUAAUUUUUUCGAUUGGCCAAGCAGACCGCUUUCAAAGUUGAUUGUUGUAGCUGUAGCCAAUACUAUGGAUUUGCCAGAGCGAAUUAUGAGUAACAAAAUUGCCAGUCGUAUGGGUUUAACACGUAUCAAUUUCCAACCUUAUAAAUUCGAACAAAUUAUUCAGAUUGUUCAAUCAAGGUUAAAAGGUAUAGAUGCGUUCACGCCUUCUGCGGUUGAGUUUGCUGCGCGUAAAGUGAGUGCAGUAAGUGGUGAUGCGCGUCGUGCUCUUGACAUCUGUCGACGUGCUGUUGAAAUUGUCGAAACAAGGCCUGAAAUGGGCACUCACGUGACAAUUCCUAUUGUAACUGAAGCAGUGAAAGAAAUGUUUACUUCCCCUUCCGUGGCUUUCAUUAGGUCAUGUUCGUUACACCAAAAGAUUUUCUUAGUUGCCUGUAUGCAGCGCUCUAGAGCAAUUGGUCUAGUUGAAAUAGAAUUUGGAGAUGUCGCUCAUUAUCAUAUCCAAACUUGUAAAUGGCAUAAUAUUGAACCUCCAAAUACCAGUGAUUUGAUGCGUGUAUGUGAAUCUCUUGGACAGACGAAUGCCUUGGUGAUGGAAGGUGGAAGAAUGGAUAUCUGUAUGCGACUUUCUUUAAACCUUGCUGAAGAAGACAUUGUUAUGGCAUGUAAAGCGGAUAAGUUGAUCAGUAGGUUACUACAAAAUUUGCCUUCCCAUUAAAAAGGAGGCACCUUGUGCAUAUAAAUAAACAAAAACAUGGCCUCUUUUUUUUUUCUUCUU
Messenger RNA from Mucor mucedo, 2131 nucleotides. Its product is annotated as P-loop containing nucleoside triphosphate hydrolase protein. The record is from RefSeq and is a predicted model, not a curated record. The transcript has 3 exons. Gene Ontology annotation, cellular component: nuclear origin of replication recognition complex. Gene Ontology annotation, biological process: DNA replication initiation; mitotic DNA replication checkpoint signaling. Gene Ontology annotation, molecular function: ATP hydrolysis activity; ATP binding; DNA replication origin binding. The coding region runs from base 218 to 2071 and encodes 617 amino acids. NCBI's taxonomy places the organism in Eukaryota, Fungi, Mucoromycota, Mucoromycetes, Mucorales, Mucoraceae.